Molecule: messenger RNA, 174 nt
Organism: Meira miltonrushii
Lineage: Eukaryota; Fungi; Basidiomycota; Exobasidiomycetes; Exobasidiales; Brachybasidiaceae
Exons: 1
Biological process (GO): mitochondrial respiratory chain complex IV assembly
Cellular component (GO): mitochondrial inner membrane
Source: RefSeq, a predicted model, not a curated record
UCUGCUCAUUCUAGUUAUCAUCCAGGUGGCUAUGGCGUUUCCGAAGGAUUGAAAAGGGCAAGAAGACCUUUUGUGGUGAGAAACGUAUUAGUAGGUGGAACAUUGGCCGUCACAGCGAUGAAUCUAUACCUCUACAGUAUUUACAAAAUCAAGCAGGAUGACUUUAGUGACAUU